GGAAGAAGAGAGAGAGAGGGAGGGAAGGAGAGAGAGGGGGAGGGAAUGAAUCUUGUUUACUUGCUCUGAGCUCCUGGUACAGGAGGAAUCAGCGUUGGAGCCUGACAGGAGGAUAGGGGUGGAGGUUGGGAAUUGGCUGUAAACUUGCGAGCAACAUGGCUGUGAGAAGCUUUCAUCCCCAGCCACUGGACACCUUCCUCUCUCCCACUGAAGCCAUGUGAAGCUGUCUGUCUUGAGGUUUGAGGCAACCAGCUGGGAUGGGAAUGAAGAUCAGCAUCAGCCUGGACCCAGACUCGCUGUCGUAGGGACUGGACAGACUGGGGAGGUUUUUUUCCUCUCACACACGAUGACAUUUAUCCCCUUUUUUUCUCCACCAGCCCCAUCAACGCUUCCACCUCCUCCUUCUCCUACGUUUUCUCUCUCGCUCGCCUUCACACACCCCCCCCACCCCCACCUUUCUGAGAAAAGAAAAACAAACCAACGAAAAAUGGGAGCCUGCUGCUGGAACCUCUGAACCAUCAUGGUCUUAAAUAACAAGGACUUUUGCUUCACUUUGAGAAAAGAUUCUCUUUGAAAGGAUUCUGGUCGGUCGGUCUCUUUCUGCCUCGACUGGAUUCGGUCACAUUUCAUUUCCUUUCAUUGUAAAACACCUGGACAGUGCGUUGAUGCAAUCUUUGGAGGUAUUUGAAGUGGACAUUCUGCGGUGUCUCUUUUGUUGACUGUGUGUUUGUAUAUAGAUAUAUAUUAUAUAUAUAUUUUUGAGCCUUUGAUGCAACGUGCACAGCUACUGAAUCCUCUGGCGCAGAAUUCUUGACAUGAAUACUGUUUUUGGUGCCUGCCAAGUGGAAUUAAAUUGAAGCGGAGCGUUUUCUGCUGUGGCUUUUUUAAAUUUCCACCACGUUUCCAGACAAUAAGCUGCAAAAAAAAAACAAUGAGCUGUGUUCCCUGGAAAGGAGACAAGUUGAAAUUGGAGUCUGAUUUUCAGCCUCCCCUUCUGAUAUACCACGAGAAGCAGAGGAGAGAGCUGUGUGCACUUCACGCCCUCAACAACGUGUUCCAGGAUGGGAGAGCGUUCACCCGGGAGACCUUGCAGGAGAUUUUCCAAAGGCUGUCCCCGAACACUAUGGUCACCCCGCACAAGAAGAGCAUGCUGGGAACGGGCAACUACGAUGUCAACGUGAUCAUGGCCGCGCUGCAGACGAAGGGCUACGAAGCCGUUUGGUGGGACAAGCGAAGAGACGUUAACACUAUUGCUCUUUCGAAUGUGAUGGGUUUCAUUAUGAACAUCCCGUCCAGCCUGUGUUGGGGUCCGGUGAAACUCCCCCUCAAGCGGCAGCACUGGAUCUGCGUGCGGGAAGUGGGAGGUAUCUACUACAACUUGGACUCCAAGCUGAAAGUGCCGGAGCAGAUCGGGAGCAAGGACGAGCUCAGAAAGUUUCUGAAACACCAGUUAAGGGGGAAGAACUGUGAACUCCUAUUAGUGGUAACUGAGGAGGUUGAGGUGCAACAGAGCUGGAGAACAGGUGGCUGACAUUACUAAGCUCUGUCUAGCUCUGAACCUGACAGACAGACACACAGAGGGACAGGACACCCUCACAAUCUCCUGAUUCCAGAAGACUCUCUUUAUUAUAGUGCGCUAGUCUUUUUUUUUACUACGUCUGGAUCUCUCUUCAAUGGCCUGGAUGACUUAACAGAGGAUUCUACAAGAAGGGCUGGUUUCACAAUCUGGAAAAGGAAGGAAGAAAGAAAAAAAAAAUGAUCAGCGUGUGUAAAUAUUACUUGUUCGUGGCGAGAGGGACAUAAGCCGCAUGGAGUUGUUUGUCGAUUGCCGAUUGGGAAUGAAAGGUGUAGGA
Messenger RNA from Callorhinchus milii (elephant shark), 1853 nucleotides. It is a transcript of the gene josd1, whose product is annotated as Josephin domain containing 1. Gene Ontology annotation, biological process: protein deubiquitination. The transcript has 4 exons. NCBI's taxonomy places the organism in Eukaryota, Metazoa, Chordata, Chondrichthyes, Chimaeriformes, Callorhinchidae. The coding region runs from base 932 to 1531 and encodes 199 amino acids. Gene Ontology annotation, molecular function: cysteine-type deubiquitinase activity. The record is from RefSeq and is a predicted model, not a curated record.